Messenger RNA from Owenia fusiformis, 3796 nucleotides. Lineage: Eukaryota; Metazoa; Annelida; Polychaeta; Sabellida; Oweniidae. The record is from the annotation of a GenBank genome assembly.
AUGCCCACCAAUGAUGCCAGUGUAAGCAGUAAUACGACUACAUAUGAUGAUAUUAGUACAGAUGAUAAAAAGAAAAUUAUUGAAGAUGGAAGUUCGCCAAAGAGGUCCUCAGAAAGUCGUCAUAUCUUUAGAUAUGAGGGUGCUAUAAGCAUUGCUAUAAUGGAUGACACCGAAAUCGAGGACGUCUCAUUUCUCCCUGAAGGAGGGAAAUCUGACAAGAGGUCGGUGUAUGAGCCCAAUCCUAUACAGCGAUGUCGCCAGAUUGUAUGCAGUCAAGGGAGAGCUACUGUCAUCGCUCUUGUGGUGGGACUAUGUAUCGUAAGCAUAGCAUUAAUAGCCUCCCUUGCCCGCCCAGGUGACCAAAGCUGCCAGAAAACUGACUCUGAUAAAACACCAACAAAAGCUCCCAAGAAGGAUGACUUCAUUUCAACAAAUGGUGAACCAUUUCCGUGGCGGGAUAUCCGCCUCCCCUCAAGCAUCAUUCCAUUGUCUUAUGACAUCCUAAUGCACCCCAACCUCACUACAUUCAAAUACACUGGGAGUAUAGAUAUAGUUUUACAAGCCACAGAGAGCACAAACUUUGUUAUUGUACAUAUAAAGGAUCUAAAAAUCAACGCACAAUCUCUGAAGCCAAGAUCUGAAAAUAAAAGAGUUGCUAUAAAGCAAGUCCUGGAAUACAAGGCCUAUGAGAUGCUCUACUUUGGGCUUGAUGCACAACUAGGCAAAGGACAGGAGUAUGUAUUGUCAUUAGAUUUUGAAGGGACAUUAAUGGAUAAGCUAGCAGGUUUCUACAGAAGUACUUAUAAAGAUGCAAGUGGCACAACUAGGUACAUUGCUACCACCCACUUUGAGCCCACUGAUGCCCGUGCAGCAUUCCCUUGCCUUGAUGAACCUAACCUCAAGGCCACUUUCACCAUGAAGAUGGUACGAGAGCCAACACACAAAUCUCUGUUUAACAUGCCUUUAAGAACCACCGAAAAUUACGCUGAGAAAUACAAAGUUGAUAAGUUUGAGACAUCUGUGAAGAUGAGCACAUAUUUGGUUGCAUUUAUCGUCACAACUGAUUAUGAAUCUUUAACAAAGAAAACUGACAGGAAUAUUACUGUUUCUGUUCAUGCCCCCAAGGACCAGAUAGAUCUCGUAAAAUAUGCUCUGGAUGUUGCCGUAAAUGUACUCAACUACUAUGAGGAAUUCUUUGGUGUAAAAUACCCAUUACCAAAGCAAGAUCUGAUAGCUAUCCCAGACUUUGGAGCUGGUGCCAUGGAGAACUGGGGCCUCAUAACAUACAGGAUGACAGCUAUCAUGUAUGACCCUAAGCUAUCACCUGAAAGCAGUAAGGAAUGGGUGGCCAUUGUAGUGGCUCAUGAACUGGCUCAUCAAUGGUUUGGUAACCUAGUAACCAUGAAGUGGUGGAAUGAUUUGUGGUUGAAUGAGGGGUUCGCCAGCUAUGUAGAGAACAUUGGGGCGGGACACUUUGAUCCAUCUUUCAAACUGGAUGAGCAAUUUAUCGUGAAUGUCCUCCAAAAAGCUAUGGGCCUGGACAGUCUCAGUAAUUCGCACCCAAUUGCUGUUCCUGUUGACAACCCAAAUGAAAUCAAUGAAAUAUUUGAUGCAAUUUCCUAUGACAAGGGGUCUUCAAUUUUACGAAUGCUGAAUGAUGUACUGGGAGAAGGGGUCCUUCAGAAGGGUCUCAAGUUGUAUCUUAACAAAUUCCAGUUUGGUAAUGCAGAAACUAAAGAUCUGUGGGACUCCCUAUCCGAGGCCAGUAGUACUAUAAAAGAUGUUGCUCGUAUGAUGGACACAUGGACUCUCCAAAUGAAUUAUCCAGUUGUCACUUUGAUGCGAGACGGAUCAAAAGUCGUAGCUACUCAAAAGAGAUUCUUACUGAACCCAAAUGCUACUCAGGAAUCUGAAUUUAAGUCUCCAUAUGACUACAAAUGGAUUAUUCCAUUUACAUAUUUCACAGACAAGAAAAACUCAAGAAGUGAAACUAUCUGGAUGGACAAGGAAUCUGCAACAUUUUACUUAGACAAUGAUGUCAAAUGGUUCAAGGGUAACUACAAGUGUGUGGGCUACUACAGGGUGAACUAUGAUGAACAGUCGUGGCAGACUCUAAUAAAUCAGUUUAAGGAAGAUCACAAGGUUAUAGAUGAAGGAGACAGGGCAGGAAUAAUUGGAGAUAUCUUUUCACUCUCCAGGGCUGGAAUUGUCAAUACCCAAUUAUCAAUGAAUCUGAGCCAAUAUUUAGUGAAUGAGCGUGAUUACCUUCCAUGGAAUGCUGCCUUAGGGCACCUUUAUUCAAUACAGAAUAAGCUCUAUAGCAGGCCGGCUGUCUAUGAGAGUUUUAAGAAAUAUGUGCUAAGGAUCAUUGGUCCCACAAUAGAGCAGGUUGGCUGGAAUGAUACACAGGGUGACCACCUAGAGAAGUAUUUGCGGAAUUCCAUACUUUCUAUGGCAGUGAGCUGUGGCCACAAAGCAUCAAUUGACAAAGCUACAGAAUUAUUUAAUAAUUGGAAAAAUAAUGAUGUCCCGAUCCCUGUUAACCUGAAGUCAACUGUAUUCAAGGCAGCUCUGCAGUACUGUGACGAGGACACCUGGGAUUGGAUGUUCCAGAAAUACCUAAAGGAGACUGUACCCUCAGAGAGGAGAAUCUAUCUGAUGUCCCUGUCUUAUACAGAGAAUGGAUACCUUCUAAACAGGCUUCUACAGUAUUCCCUGGACAAGAGUAAGAUUAGAUCCCAGGACCAAGUUAGUGUUAUAGCCCAUGUGGCUCUCAACCCGGCAGGUACUGUGCUCAACUGGAGAUUUGUACAACAGAACUGGGAGGCCCUAGUCAGAGAGCACAUUGUAGGAAGCUUUGCCUUCACUGGUCUUGUAUUCUCUUCAACAAAGUACUUCUCUACACAAUUUGACUAUGAUCAGGUAAAGUCAUUUUUUGAUGAUAAAGUAGGAGAUAUGCGUGUGGUGAGACAAUCCCUUGAGGCCAUUCAUUUGAAUAUUAUUUGGAUGCAGAACCAUGAAGCAGAACUAAGAGACUGGUUCACCAAACAUGAGCUGGAAUAAGAUGAUGCUGAAACAAAGUUUCUGUGCCGGUGAUAUAAAAUAAAAGUAUAGUAAAUGGAUGAUGAUGAUAAAAGGAUGUUCCUGUGCAAUAUGUCAAUGCUGUAUAAAGAUAUGUUAUAUCUGUGACAUUACAGUGAUAAGAAACAGUGCAGAAACACUAGUUCAACAUGCAAUGUUUUGGUAUUCCUAGCAAUAUCAAUUGACUUAGAAAUACAUAUAGUUGAUAGUCCUUCUCCUUUUCUAAUUGACACAGACAGUUAGGAAACAGUGUUGGUGUGUGUGAAUUUGAUGCAAUGAUUUGAUUGAUAAUUCAGUUUAAGAGAUGAUCCAUAUGGAAUGGUUAGGAGCAUCUUGAAAUAAUCAAAUCAGAUAAAUCAACAAAUUAAUUAUGAAGACUAAUUACACAAAAUAAUUUGUUCUUUCUUGUUCAUUUGUCGUCCAUUAUCAUGAAACUUUUGUUUAAUCCACUCUCCAAGACAGUCGAGACUUUGAACUGAUGUGCAAUGUAAGAGUGGUCUAUCUGAUAUCGACCAGGUGGAUGAUAUUGACCAACCUUUCGUUUUCUAUUUGACUCCACUAAGGACAUCCGGGGAAUCUGUUGAAUAUUCACCACAGGAAGUGAGAGCACGUAUCAAAACUGAAGGGUGGUUGAUGUUACAACCUGGUUGAUAUUUGAAGUAGACUCUCAGUGUAUAUAAAACGGAGAUAACUAAUAUAAUACAACAGUAUAAAG